Molecule: messenger RNA, 8328 nt
Organism: Pyrus x bretschneideri (Chinese white pear)
Lineage: Eukaryota; Viridiplantae; Streptophyta; Magnoliopsida; Rosales; Rosaceae
Exons: 16
Coding region: 85-7767 (2560 amino acids)
Biological process (GO): vacuolar acidification
Cellular component (GO): RAVE complex
Molecular function (GO): protein binding
Source: RefSeq, a predicted model, not a curated record
CGCCACAUUCGACGUCUGCCCUCUUCCUCCUUCCCUCUUCUUUCUAUUUUCACUCGCUCACCGUCUCACCAAACCCAAAACCCAAUGCCGGACGCAGACGCACCCUCCGCGUCCCAAACCUCUAUCUCCGCCGCGGGCCCCACCCACCACCUCCCUCUCCAAAUCCUCAGAUCCGACCCGACACCUCCUGCCCCGACCCGAUCCGACCCACCGGGAUCCACCAUCGACUGGCUCCCCGACUUUCUGGAAUUUUCAUGGGUCGCCUACGGAGCCUCAUCACUACUAGUGAUCUCCCACUUCCCCUCCCCACUCUCCGAUACAGAAACACUCAUCGGACCCAUUUUCCGGCAGGUAUUCGAGCUCUCCGGCGACCCCUCAUCGGCCGUCGAAGCUGUCUCUUGGUCCCCAGCCACGCCCUCGAUUGGCGAGCUUGCUGCCGCAGCUGAGAAUUGCGUUUGGGUGUUCUCGCAUGACUCGGCGACGUCCAAAGGUUCUUUUUGUUGGAGCCAGAAUGCAGUACUUGUACAGUCGACGAAGGUUAAGGCAAUCAGAUGGACGGGCUCAGGGGAUGGAAUUAUUUCCGGUGGAGUUGAGGUGGUUUUGUGGAAAAGAAAUGGCAGGUUUUGGGAAAUUGCUUGGAAGUUUAAAGCAGAGCUGCCACAAAGUAUGGUCACCGCAACUUGGUCUCUCGAUGGACCAUUUGCAACUGCAGCUUAUCAGAGUAAAUGGCAGACUGAAGGAUUGUCAACUAAUAAGGCUAGCAAAUGUGUGUUAGUAUGUCAAAGUGAUGGAAAAUCUGGAUUUUUGAAAUCCGAGCUACAUCAUCCUCAUGCUGUCUCAAUGAUUCAAUGGAGACCAUCUACCGGAAGGCAUUUAAACAGAGAUGCAAAACAUCCACCAAGGCAAUUGUUGCUCACUUGUAGCACAGAUGGAACUGUUAGGUUAUGGUGCGAGGUUGAUGAAGGAAGGGGAAGAAAAUUUGGUAAGGACAUGAAUGACCCCAAAACAAUGAGAUGGUCAUUUUCUGUAGCCGCUGUAAUAGAGAUAAACCAGGCUUUGAAUGGACUUCUGGGCACUGAUAUAUAUGUGAUGUGGGCUACAGAAAUUGGGGGUGUAUGUAAAACUAGUGAAGGAGCUAAACAAAUUUUCUCCACAAAAGGUUAUCUGCAGGACCAGGCUGGUAACUGCGAGUGGAUAAUUGGGUUUGGCCCCGGAAUGUUGGUAAAUUUGUGGGCUAUACACUGUCUUGACGAUGUCUCACCAGUAAGAUUUCCACGGGUUACUUUAUGGAAGACACAGAAACUGCAAGGUCUAAAAGUGGGACAUUCUAAUUGGACUGGACUUUCUAAUUGUAAAGAUGGAAUACCUCUUAAUAAAGUCGUUAUCUCAAGGAACUGCUUGUCUGGUCCACCAACAUUAUGCUCUUCGGUUCAUUUAUUACCUUGUAAUUCCUUGGUUUGGUCACAAAUACAUACUCAGAUGUCAAAUAAUAUAGAGGAUGCACCCGUUAAUAAAUCUGGUGUGGAGAACAUCUUAUCAUGUUCAGCUGGUGGACUCCUGAAUUUGGAUGGUCAUGCUGGAAGAAUCUUACAAGUAGAUGUGCAUCCUUAUAGCUGUGAAGUUGAAUUGGCUGUCUCUUUAGAUUCUUGUGGAUUACUUCUUUUUUGGUUCUUUUCUACCAUUUCCAACUGCAUCUUGGACCGCCCAACAUUAAUUCCAACAUGGGAGCUUUGUGGGAAGCUUGCGACUCAAGGUUCAUGCUCCAAAUAUACAAGCUUGAGGUGGGCACCAUCAAUCGGAAAUGAAGCAGUUAUUCUUCUUAUGGGACAUGCUGGAGGGAUUGAUUGCUUUGUUGUAAAAGUUCAUCACAAUGAGGAAGAAAGUAUAGAAUGUCACUACUUAUGUACAAUACCUUUUACAGGUCAUGGUCCUUUUGUGGAUGGUCCUGCUAGUAUCUUUUCAAUUCCUUUGCCUUCAACUUGUCCUAAAACCCUAAAAUCUAAUAAAUUUUUGCUUUUGGGUGUAUGGAUGAAUGGGUUUCAGGCUCUUUCUUGGGAAAUAACCUUGCAUUCUUUUGAUUUGUCAAGAAGCUACUGUGAGUGCAAUUUUGAUGCAGGAAAUGCGUCUGAAGGCAGUAUGUGGGGAUUUGAAACUACUUUUGCCGAUAAAAGAUAUUGUCUUAAUGUAAAACCUUGCUCAUCACAGAUCCCAGAUCCUCACAUAUAUGAUGAGGUUACAAGUUUUGCUGUGGUCUACCCGGGAAGAAAGAUAUCUAUGGAAAAGAAUUUGGCUUCUAUUAUUGAUCGAUGCUGUCCUCCAUAUAUUAUGGCUACAGGUUGCUCCGAUGGUAGCUUGAAAUUGUGGAGGAGUGACAUGGAUAAGCCAUCAACACCUCACAUUCCAUGGGAACUUGUGGGUAAGUUUCAGGCACAUCAAGGACCUAUUAGCCAUGUAUGCUUGUCUGACUGUGGUGGUAAGAUAGCAACCCUUUGGAAGGAGCUUUCUUCAAAUACUGUUAGCACUCUUCAUAUAUGGGACUCUGUACUCCUAGCAGGUGCAGGGUCUUUUAUGCUAGAAGGUACAAUAUCCUUUGGUCAAGAUCUUGUUGCUUUAAAUUGGCUAUCAUUUGGAAAUGGUCAGUUAUUACUUGGAGUUUGCACAAAAAAUCAGUUGCAAGUAUAUUCCCAGCAGCGUUACGGUGGCCAGACUUUAUUAAACUCUGAAAAAUCAUUGAAAACGGAUAUAUGGGUCUGCAUUGCGUCGACUCAUACCUUCCCUCCCAUUAAUGAUUUCUUUUGGGGCCCCAGAUUGUCAGCUGUGUUUGUUCAUAGUAGCUACUUUUGUGUAAAUAGUCAGUGGUUAUUCCUUGCAGAUAAGAAACAUCUUGUUAAUGUCGAUCCAAGUUACAUCAUGGAAAAUUGCUUGGAUUCUGUGGGUGGAAUGGAAGAGGACAUUAGUUCUGGAAUUUUCAUUGAUUGUGCACUUGGUCAAUUUAGUAAAAUAUUACUUGAUGACAACAGAGGAGAUUGCAAGUCUCGUAUUCCAUUGGAGAUUGAUUUGAAAAAGGAUUAUCUUUCUAGCAGCUUGUUUGUAGCAAGGGCUCAACUGAAGUGUAGUGGGGCUACUAAAGUAGGUAUAUGGACCAUGCAUGACGUGGUUGAGCAGUUAAGUGGAUCUCUGCCAGUUUAUCACCCAGAGGCUCUAUUUAUGAAUAUCUAUUCAGGAAAUUGGAAGCGUGCUUACAUUGCUCUGAGGCAUCUUAAUGAGUUUCUCUCUUCUAAUUCUUCUCCCGAGAGGAAGUUUAGCCCUGCAAAGUCUAGCCAUUGCAUUCCGCAGAUUCCUUUGUCAAAUUUCUUUGAUGCACAUAUCUCAAUAAAUUCAAAUGACAAAGGAUUUAAGUGGAAUGGUGAUGCAUCUGUAUUUACGUCAUCUUCUCCGUUUCAAAUAGGCUUUGGCCAAUCUACAUACGGCUUGGACUCUUAUGGUUCCAGUAAUAUGAUCAAUUCUUCCUCAACAAAAUCUGAACUCAAUGACUUUAUUGAGCCUUUUGAGAAGUUGUACAAGUCAGCAGCUAUAAGUGACAUAGAGAAGAUUCAAAUUCUUUCCAUUAUAGAUCUACUUACUGAAUUGUGUAGUUCAAACUCUAGUUCUGCAUAUGAAAGUCUUGACGAACCUGGACGGAGGUUUUGGGUUGGAUUGAGGUUUCAGCAACUACAUUUUUUCCGAAAGUCUGGUAGAUCGGCAUCCGUGGAAGAGUUGGUAAUUGACUCCAAGUUGAUUGGAUGGGCGUACCACUCUGAUUGCCAGGAGAAUUUAUUUGGGUCGUUUCUACCUAAUGAUCCAUCUUGGCAAGAAAUGCGGAAUUUGGGUGUAGGAUUUUGGUUUACAAAUACAGCACAGUUGCGUUCAAGGAUGGAGAAACUGGCAAGAUUGCAGUAUCUGAAAAGGAAAGAUCCUAAAGACUGUGCAUUGCUGUACAUUGCACUGAAUAGAAUUCAAGUUUUGUCUGGCCUUUUCAAAAUAAGCAGGGAUGAGAAGGAUAAGCCCCUUGUUGGAUUUCUUUCACGCAAUUUUCAGGAGGAGAAAAAUAAGGCAGCGGCUUUGAAGAAUGCAUAUGUCUUAAUGGGGAGACAUCAGCUGGAAUUAGCAAUUGCUUUCUUUCUGCUUGGAGGUGAUACUUCUUCUGCAGUCAAUAUUUGUGCAAAGAACCUUGCGGAUGAACAGCUUGCAUUAGUUAUCUGUCGACUAGCUGAGGGUCAUGGUGGGCCACUAGAGAGACACUUAAUUACGAAGUUCAUGCUACCAUCCGCAAUUGAGAAGGGCGACUGUUGGUUGGGAAGCCUUUUGGAGUGGGAGCUGGGAAAUUACUCUCAAUCUUUUACAUGCAUGCUUGGUUUCCAAAUAAAUUCUGCAACUGAAAAGUAUGCACUUUUGUCCAACGGUGCUCCUUUUUCAGACCCAAACGUUGGUCUGUAUUGUCUAAUGCUAGCAACCAAUAAUUGCAUGAAAAAUGCCGUUGGGGAGCAAAAUAGUGCAUUACUCGGAAGGUGGGCAAUAUUGACUACAGCUACUGCAUUAAACAGAUGCGGUCUUCCACUUGAAGCUUUGGAGUACCUUUCGUCUUCACCAAACAUUCCUGGGGAUACAGAUGAAAGGGGUACGUCAGAUCUUGGGCAUUCUGAAAAUCUGCGUGCAAUUCUAAAUCCUUCUCCCCGAAAUUCUAGCAAUUGGUUAUCGAGUAAUGUGGCUCUCCAUCUGGAGUUCCAAGCCAAAUCAGAUUUGACACUUCAAUACUUAUCAAAGUUGGUAAGAGAGCAUCCAAGCUGGGUGGAUAUCGUCUUUGGAUCUUUUCAAGAUAGUACAUGUGUAAGGGAGUGCAAAAAUCAGGAAUAUGUAAAAGUUCUUGAAUCUUUCCAACAGAAGUUAUACACAACACUAAAUCAGUUGGAGCAGAAGUUUUCAGUGGUUCCCUUCCAUCUUGUUAGCAUGAUUUUAAUCUCGCUGUACGAUUAUGGGCUGUGGUUUGUUGGAUAUGAUAUAUUACAUAGAUACACUGCUCAAAAUCAAGAUCUAGAUAAAAUCCAAACAGCUGACAAAUUCCUAUCAUAUGCUCUUAUGCAUAAGCCGCUUUUGAAGGCCACCAGAGAAACUUCCCUUUUGUUUUCACGCGUUAUUGUUGCCUGCGGUAUAACAUGCUCUGUUCUGAAGUCGCCUUAUAUUGAAGACAAAGUGUCUGGUGAUAGUAGAUCUACAGGGUCAGAUGCUUUGGAGUAUUACUUUCAAGGUCUUAUACUGUUAUUGAGGAGUUUAAGGGCUGCUUUGGGAACGACAUUUUGCUCCGUCACAGAAGAUCUCAUCAUGGAACCCCUUACAAUCAUUGAUUUGAUCGAGUAUUAUGUACAUCUUGCUUAUGCUUGGCGUCAUAGAAACUCAAAAGUUCUCUUACUAUUGGUGCAACCCCUUCUGAUCACAUUUACUAAUGGGCAUACACCUUAUGAAGUUGAUAUGAUGAAUAUGAAGAAACUCCUCACCCAGAUUCCAGAGGUGGCGGUUCAGAAUAAUGUGGGCCUUCAGGUUUCUCAAGAGAGAAAUAUGACGCAUUUGGUUCCAGAAGAUGAAAGAUGGCAAAUCAUAAGUGUUUGCUUAUGGCAACACAUAUCCAGAUUCAUGCAACAUAACUUAAACAUGUUGUCGUAUAACCUUGAUGAUGGCUGUUUUGCUGGUGAACCCCAUCGAAAAUAUUUUUCAUGGGCACCUAGCUCUGCAAGUUUAGAUUCUGAUAGCAGCAGUCUGAAAGAACUGAUUGGGCUGGUCUCAUUGAGCUUAGUAAAGUUAUUGAAGCCCACACUUUCACAGGUUGCCUCUUAUCAUGUAAAACAGCUAGCAUCACUUCUACAGCACAAAAUGGAUAAUGGGUUGCGCGUAACGACUCUUGUUUGGUUAGAAGAAUCUAACAAGUCUCAACCCGGAGCUCUCAAUGAGCAUCUAAAUCAGGAUAAUGUCAAAUUGGACACGAUAGGUGAAAGACUUGAAUCUGAUAUGUUAUGGGAUGCCUGUGCUGACCCUAAAAUAAUAUCCGAAAGUUUUGCCCAGGAAAAAGUAGACUUGUCUCACUCUCUUGAUCAUAAACCCUCUAAUGGAUGGGGUACCAUAAACAGGGGCAUUGGAGCUGCAGAUGAAACUGAGGAAAUUCACCAUCAUCAAGUUACACUCAAUAGUAGUUCUCCCAAUAGUGAAGCUGGAUCACCUGCUAAAAGUGUAUUUCGGGGUGGGCAUUCUUUCCUUGGUGCCUGGCAGAAAGACACAACCAUUACAAAGGAAGUCACACCUUUUCUAAACCCAAAGGAGAUAUAUAAGAGAAACGGGGAGCUUUUGGAGGCGUUGUGUCUCAACUCCAUUGACCAGAGUCAAGCUGCACUUGCAAGCAACCGAAAGGGGAUUAUAUUUUUUAAUUGGAAGAAUGAUAUGCCUUUCAGAGAUCAAUCAGAUUAUAUCUGGUCACUGGCUGAUUGGCCACCAAAUGGGUGGGCUGGUUCUCAGUCAACCCCUGCUCCAACAUGUGUUUCUCCUGGUGUUGGUCUUGGAAGCAAGAAAGGAGCACACCUUGGAUUGGGUGGAGCAACUGUUGGCGUGGGUUCUUUUGCAAGGCCGGGAAGAGAUUUGACAGGUGGUGGAGCAUUUGGGGUUCCAGGUUAUGCUGGUAUGGGGGCAUCUGGUUUAGGUUGGGAAACUCAAGAGGACUUUGAGGAGCUUGUUGACCCUCCAGCUACUGUGGAGAAUGCAAAUACGAGGGCUUUUUCAAGUCACCCAUCUAGACCUUUCUUCUUGGUUGGGUCUAGCAAUACACACAUCUACUUAUGGGAGUUUGGUAAGGACAAAACGACUGCAACUUAUGGAGUGCUGCCUGCUGCAAAUGUCCCUCCGCCUUAUGCUCUUGCAUCAAUAUCCGCUUUGCAGUUUGACCACUGUGGACACAGGUUUGCUACUGCGGCCUUAGAUGGAACUGUGUGCACGUGGCAGCUGGAGGUCGGAGGAAGGAGUAACAUUGGUCCCACGGAGUCAUCUCUAUGCUUUAACAGCCACGCAUCCGAUGUUGCUUAUGUCACUUCAAGUGGAUCAAUCAUUGCUGUGGCUGGAUAUAGCUCCAAUGGUGUUAAUGUGGUGAUAUGGGAUACAUUGGCUCCACCUACAACCUCACGAGCUUCUAUUCUUUGUCAUGAAGGUGGUGCACGCUCUCUUGCUGUCUUUGAUAAUGACAUAGGAAGUGGCUCUGUCUCCCCACUUAUUGUGACUGGUGGUAAGGGUGGUGAUGUCGGACUUCAUGAUUUCCGUUACAUUGCUACUGGAAGGAGUAAAAGGCAUAGGCAUUCGGAUAAAGGUGAACAAGUCAUCAAGACAUCACCGAAUAAUGAUACGCAUUCUGAAAAUGGUACCAAAUUUGGGGAACAAAAUCAAAAUGGGAUGCUUUGGUAUAUACCGAAGGCUCACUCAGGGAGUGUGACCAAGAUAUCCAUAAUCCCAAACACAAGUUUGUUCUUAACGGGAAGCAAAGAUGGAGAUGUUAAGCUUUGGGAUGCCAAGAAAGCUAAGUUGGUACAUCACUGGCCGAAGUUGCAUGAAAGGCACACAUUUUUGCAACCAAGCACUCGAGGCUUUGGCGGAGUAGUCCAGGCUGCUGUUACAGAUAUAAAAGUCGUUUCACACGGUUUUCUUUCGUGCGGUGGAGACGGCACUGUAAAGUUGGUUCAACUCAAAGACCACAUCUGAACUCAUGGACAAUAGGACUGACUGCAGAAAACACAAAAUUUUGCUUAACCGUCCACAAUUCAAAGUUGGUGAUUGGUGAAAACGAGAGAUACUUCCCACAUUGCUUGACUGUUGCUUGUCACUAGCAUAUACUGUAGUCGACUGGAGGAUGAAAUGACAAAGAGACGCUCCUGGAAUUUUUACACAUUUGGACAAGUGAAGGCAGUAUGAACUGUAUAACGUUUCUUGCUUGGAGGCGUCUUCCAGGACCAUACAAUAAGAAAAGAAAUCGGAUAGGAAGUUUAUUGGUUUUUCACCGUGAUCUUCGAGCAACGUUGUUCGGAAAGCCGGCAUGGUCGAGUGUCUUCCGUCGACUGCUCUGCCCUUCUCAUGGCAGUAUCUGUUUUCGAAUUACUUAAUGUGCAUUAUGUGCUGAAACAGAAAAAUUACCCCUUAUUUUUAUCUACUUGUAGUAUUUUGCAUUAACUCAAAACUGUUCCAAAAAGCUAUUAGGAGAGAAUGUAAAGUGAAUCAAUUUUUUACCAUUUUACGUUAUAUUUUACUGAAAGUUUUUUACUGCCA